This is a messenger RNA of Planococcus citri (citrus mealybug), 3619 nucleotides long. RefSeq lists its product as uncharacterized. The transcript is spliced from 17 exons. Gene Ontology annotation, biological process: proteolysis. Gene Ontology annotation, molecular function: serine-type endopeptidase activity; protein binding. NCBI's taxonomy places the organism in Eukaryota, Metazoa, Arthropoda, Insecta, Hemiptera, Pseudococcidae. The record is from RefSeq and is a predicted model, not a curated record. The coding region runs from base 266 to 3112 and encodes 948 amino acids.
AUAUUUACAUGAUGUACGCACUCGUACUCUAAAAUAAAAAUCGAUUAUCGGUUCGGGUUUUUUUCUUUACCUAUUUUGAACAACUGCACAUGGGAUAGUGUCGGGAUUCCCUAGGCAUACGAGUAGGUAUAAUAAACCGUUGAUCGUAAACAAAACUAGUUUCCUCGCGAACUCUCCACCAUCGUUCGAACUUCGAACCUAUACCAAGACCAUUCUUCGAAUCAUCUUUCAUUCCGUGAAGUUGAGUGCAACGAUUCGCGUUGCGAUGUUUUUCGAAAAUAUGAAGUUCAUAGGAUUAGUUUUUAUUUUUAGUUUGAUUUAUUGCGAUGCUGAUGAAAUUUCUUCUUACCGGUAUAAAAAGCAACAUCAUCGUCUCUGGUGCUUGAACGAUCAAUUCACCUGUAGCCCAACCCAAUGUGUCGACAACUCGGUCCUUUGCGACGGAGUUCACGAUUGCGAAGAUGGUUCCGAUGAAAGUCCAGAACUUUGCAAAUCUAUCAAUCCAAGAUCUUGCAUAUUACCAAAACAAACCUACGACAAGAGCUACAAAGUCAACUGCAACGAACACGAUCUAGGCAAACCAGGCGAAUACGUUCCAGAGCUUUCGCUGCUCAGCUAUGCUUGCAAUCCUGGAUUUACUCGAAACGACGCACCCGACACCCAUUUCCAAUCAUUCUGCUUGAAUGGUACUUGGAUUCCAGCCAUUCCCACGUGUAACAAGCUGUGCAAAAAACCACACAAUCCUCACCUGAAGGCAGUUUGUUAUCACGGUAAUAAAGAGGUGGAAUGCCAGGACGAGCAUAAAUUUGGUGCCAAGCUCCAUCUAUCUUGUACGUUACCCUACCAUUAUCCCAGUCACGAGGAAAUCGUCUGCACAGAAAAUGGCGAAUGGGACGUCAAAGAUGUUAAAUGUAUUGCUGAAUGCGGUAAAUACACAGACGAAGCUGAGCAUCUUUUGAAGGGCAACGAUUUACCUUGGCACGUGAUAAUAAAGAGGAAAAAUCACGACGGCGGUAUCUACGUUUUCUCCGGUACCUUAAUAACGCCGAACUUGAUUCUGACAGUCGCUAGAACUGUAGCUGACCACAACGAUCAUAAAUUACCGCCGGAAGAUUUCGAAGUAAUAGUAAAUAAUCUGCUGGAUCACGAAUAUCAAAAACACUACAAAGUGAAAGAUAUAUUUUUCUCAAAUAGUGGAUUCGCUUCGAAAGAAAACAUAGCCGAAGAAUCGGACGACAUUGCUGUUUUAUAUUUGGCCAAAAAUGUCGAUAUAGAUGCCACCGUGAUGCCAGUCUGCGUUGACUGGACUGGUGUUAAAUUACUUCCUGGAGCAUUGCAGUCGGUUGGAAAGCUGGUACGAACAGGAGAAGAUCACGAUAGUGAAAAACCUACUCAUCAAGACAUGUGCACCGUAGUUAUCGAAGCUUUUGAUUAUAAAACCUGCGUCAAUAAAAUUCCGAAUGGAGCUUUGCAAUACGAUCAAUUCUGUGGAAAUGUCACAGAACACAAAGCAACUGGAGCAUCAGACUGGGGUUCGGGAUACUACGUUGAAAACCCCAAAGACCUGAAAUACUUCAUCAAAGGUAUCCUCAGACUGUCCUACGGAGACGACGGUAUCAAAGUAUUCUCCGAUGUACCCAGCCACAUCGAAUGGAUCGCAAAUAUUCGUCGGAAAAUCGACGACAUCGAGUUUAUAGAAAAUUCUCAUUACGAAUUAGAAUUAGAACACGAUUAUAACUCGGAUUGCGCUCAUUACGACAACUGCCCGUUGAAAUUAAACCAUACAGAUCAUCGUCCUGUUCAUUAUGGUGCUCUCGAGUUGAGCUGCGAACACGGUGAUUUGCAUAUGAAAUUCCAGCAAGGUUGCCAUUUACCUUUCAAGAACUACUCGAACUUCGAGUUCGACGUCAAAUGCCCAUCAAGUCCACACAACGACUUGGAAGCUUACUGUAAACGAUCCAUUGAAGGUGCUUCUGUGCCAGAAUACAGUACUUUGUCUACCCAUUGCAAAUGUGGCCACGCUCAGUUGUCCAAAAAAAUGGAAAAAUCUGUUUGCUUCAAUGGCCAAUGGUUACCAGAACCAGUGCCUUGUAAAAAAACUUGUAGAAAACUGUUCCCCGAAGGAGUACAUUUGAAAUGCAGCUACGAAGGAAAAUUGAUCGAUUGUGAAGAUACGUUGGUUGCUGGAACUCUAGUGCAUUACGAAUGUUAUCCAGGAUACGCUCCAGAGUUCCCAAUCAAGAGUAAAGAAUUGUUAUGUGACGAGGAAGGAGAAUGGAAUGGUCCAUUGCUUCGAUGCAAUCCAGUUUGUGGCAAAGCAUUAGUAAAAACCCCAAGUACGAGUGCCGUAGACGCAAAAUCGACCGACUACAAGGAAUCAUUCCCUUGGCACGUAGCCAUCUACGAUAAGACUAAAAAUUACGAUUUGGUUUGUUCCGGGAGCAUUUUAACCGACAACACUAUCAUAACUGCUGCUCAUUGUUUCUACGAUUCGAAUGAUAAGAAGAGAAAUAUUAGCGAUUUCGUCGUCGCUGUUGCUAAGCUGAGCAGAGAUUUCAAGAUCAAAGAUACGCCGAAAACUCAGUUCUACGAUCUAGAAACACUCUCGAUGAAAAACUACUACGGCGAGGUAUGGAAAUACUUCAACAAUCUAGUCAUCGUAAAAACCAAGACGAAAAUCGCCUUCAACCCGGAAGUAUUCCCGGUUUGCAUGCAGCUCGAUAAACUACUCCCAGCCGGACACCUAUUGCAGACUUCUGGUUGGGGAGGCCAUGAAGGUGGUAAGAAGAUUUCCCAUCUGAAGAUUUCUGAAUUACCUUACAUCACGUUGAAUGACUGUAUCCAUAAAGCUCCGUUAUCUGCAAAACCGUACAUUUUGGAGGAUAAAUCUUGCCUUGGACGUCACAAUGAAAGUAUAGAAAAUUUCGCAGACAGCGGUAGCGGUGUAUUCUACUUCGAUAAAGUAAGCUCGACUUAUCACAUCUUCGGCAUAGCCAACAUGAUGCUUCACGAUUAUCCUUACAUCACCAUUUUCACCAAUACCAACUAUCACGCGAAUUGGAUUCGCUCGACUCAUAGUUCAUUAUCUAGAAGUACGAGUACUCAGCACUAGGUUAAGUUCCUACAAAGAUGAUACGAGUAAUAAGUGGUAUCGAUGGCACGAUACCAUUCACAUUUUUGGCUGAAAAAUCACGCGCUACUUUAAAAAUUUCUUCUGUGAUUUUAGUUUUUAAGUUCCUUAUUUUCUUGUGAAUUUUUCAUUUUUUGAUUUUUUUUUUUACGUUUCAUUUACAAUAUUAUGUAACUUAUAAACUGAUACGAGAAUGCGUGAGAUGAGCUGUAAAAUAAAUUAAUAAAAAUGUUGAUAGACAUAGCUAAUAGAAUUUUGUGUACCAUAGAUAAGCUCAAUAAAAUUAAAUCCGAUCAAGUGAAUCAGACUUUAUCGACAACACGAAAGUAGAUAAGAUUACUCUGUACAACGAAGGUGUACUGAAACUUGCACUGAUUUCUUUCGGUUUUUCAUUCAGUCUUUCUUAUGGAAUACGUAUGUAUUUGAAAAUAUAGAAGUGCGUUUCUAAUUUUAUUUUUUGAAGUGAAAUAAAAAGUUUAUUGACAUGAA